AUGGAAGCAGUUGGUGUGAUGCCUUCCCUGGGUCCUGGACUAACGGGCAGGAAAGUUGGAGAUCUCGUCGCUUAUGGUGGUGACCCAAUGGGUUCGUAUGCUGAAGAGCAGAUCCUUCCAGCAGAAAAAGUGGUGCCUGUUCCAUCCACUAUGGAUCCUGUUGUAGCUGCAUCAAUUCCUAGGCCGUUGUUUCAAACAGCAGGUGUAGUUGGGUCUCUGUUGUGCCAGUGGGCAAUUGCCCUUGGUGCCACUGUAAUUGGAACCGUCUCAACCAAAGAAAAGGCAGAUCAAGCCAAAGAUGAUGGAUGUCAUCUUGUCAUAAUGUACAAGGAAGAAGAUUUUGUUACCCGUGUCAAUGAGAUAACAUCAGGCAAAAGAGUUGAUGUUGUCUAUGAUUCAGUUGGAAAAAGACACAGUCCAGGUGCUGCAAAUCUAUUCUUAUGA
This is a messenger RNA of Ilex paraguariensis (yerba mate), 444 nucleotides long. Lineage: Eukaryota; Viridiplantae; Streptophyta; Magnoliopsida; Aquifoliales; Aquifoliaceae. The record is from the annotation of a GenBank genome assembly.